Messenger RNA from Vigna radiata var. radiata (mung bean), 1308 nucleotides. Its product is annotated as chlorophyll(ide) b reductase NOL, chloroplastic. Gene Ontology annotation, molecular function: oxidoreductase activity. Lineage: Eukaryota; Viridiplantae; Streptophyta; Magnoliopsida; Fabales; Fabaceae. The transcript has 14 exons. The record is from RefSeq and is a predicted model, not a curated record. Bases 117 to 1208 code for a protein of 363 amino acids.
ACGAAGUGAUCAAAUGAAUGCCACACGAAGACGCUUGGUGAUGUGCCACGUGAACUAUCUAUUGCGCGUAAGAUCUCUUUCCCCAUUCUUUCACCUUCCCAUUUCGCAUCAAAUCAAUGGCUGCAACCACCACUCUCUCCUUCCAAUAUCCAUAUCCAACGCUCCCUUCGCACUCUCAGUUUUCUCUCUCUUCACCUUCUUCCCGCUUCAAACCCUACACUGUUGCUUCCCGCUACAAUCUCUGCAUCUCCACCACCACCACCCUCUCUCUGUUGGCUUUCCGAAGCCCAAGCUCUCCGACGUUUCUCGCAAAGGCUUCUCGGAACACUCAGCCCAUGCUCCCUCCUUUCAACGUUUUGAUUACUGGCUCAACCAAAGGAAUAGGGUAUGCAUUGGCGAAAGAGUUUUUAAAAGCUGGUGACAACGUCCUGAUUUGCUCAAGAUCAGAUGAAAGGGUAGAAGCUGCUGUCCGGAGCCUGAGAGUAGAAUUUGGGGAGCAGUAUGUGUGGGGAACUAAAUGUGAUGUGAGAAAUGCAGAGGAUGUGAAGAAUUUAGUUUCAUUUGCUCAAGAAAAAUUGAAAUAUAUUGAUAUAUGGCUAGCAACAAGCAUUUCACUUCCACUCUCCUCCUUAGAAAUUAUGCAGAUCAACAAUGCUGGAUCAAAUGCAUAUAGCUAUAAGCCACUUGUUGAGGCUUCAGAUGAAGAUCUUAUAGAGGUGGUUACAACAAAUACACUUGGCUUGAUGAUAUGUUGUCGAGAGGCAAUCAAGAUGAUGGUGGACCAACCUCGAGGAGGUCAUAUUUUCAAUAUUGAUGGAGCAGGUUCGGAUGGGAGGCCAACUCCUAGGUUUGCUGCAUAUGGAGCAACAAAGAGAAGUGUGGUGCACUUAACGAAGUCAUUACAGGCAGAAUUGAAGAUGCAAGAUGUUAAAAAUGUUCUAGUGCAUAAUCUUUCGCCAGGAAUGGUUACAACGGAUCUUCUCAUGUCCGGUGUUAAUACAAAGCAGGCAAAGUUUUUCAUUAAUGUCUUGGCAGAACCGGCUGAAGUGGUUGCAGAAUACUUAGUUCCAAACAUUAGAUCCAUCCCUGCAAACGGAUCAAAGAAACCAACAUACAUUCGAUUCCUCACCGGUUUGAAAGCCUAUUCCCAGAUAUUUUCAAGAUUGGCAUUCGGAGCAAGAAGGAACCGAUACAUUCUUGAAGAUUGAACUUCAUGAAAGUUUGUGCAAUUUGCUACUUUCAUUUCUGUUUUAGAUGUCAAUUCAACCCCCGUCCAUUUAUUUUUAAAUUUUAAGCCAUUCUUUUCUA